Pimephales promelas (fathead minnow) is the source of this 1218-nucleotide messenger RNA. The record is from RefSeq and is a predicted model, not a curated record. Lineage: Eukaryota; Metazoa; Chordata; Actinopteri; Cypriniformes; Leuciscidae.
UCAUUUUUUGUUUGUUUUUUUACAGAUGCCUACUCUAAAGGACUGCAACACAUGUGGAAAAAAAAUUGGAGUUGCAAGCAAAACAUGUCCACACUGCAAUGCCAAGCAGCCAUACAAGAAAAGUCUUGAAAAAAGAAAAGAAAAGAUUUCCCUUGAAUGGAGGAACCGCCAAAAGAAAAACAGCAGUGUAAACAAAGUUUACGAUGCAACAAAUCUACUGCUCCACAAGUGGGACCUUUUAGAGAGGUUCCCAAUCCUUCUCCUUGCCAGGAGAACCUCAAAUGGUUUUUCUGCUGAGUGCUUCUGUCCAUGGAAUAUGGACACAGAAGAUACUCAGGAUGCUUUUCUUACUAUAAAGAGGUUGUAUGAAAGUCUUCUUAAUGUGGCUAUUGCAGAUAAAGAAGCGAGCAGCACAGGGGAGAGUUCUGCCAUAAACAGCUCACAGACAGAGACUCCACCAGCAGACCCAUCAGAGUCCACACCUCUGCUCACCUGUAAUGUGGCUAUUGCAGAUAAAGAAGCGAGCAGCACGAGAGACAGUUCUGCCAUAAACAGCUCGCAGACAGAGACUCCACCAGCAGACCCAGCAUCAGAGUCCACACCUCUGCUCAGCCCUGAGUCUGACACUCUUUUACUUCCUCCUGCAUCUGCCACCUUGGCUUCUCUUGUUUCGAUCACCUCCUUGACAUCUCCUAGGUCUUUAUCCAUUGCUCAUCCAGUCUCCCCCCUGACUCAUCCCGUUUCUGUCUCCUCUCAGUCUAGUAGUCUUUUAUCUUCUUCUCUGUCUUCUCCUCUGCCACCAACCGCUACCCUUUCUACCUGUUCUAAACUGUCCACUGAGCUAGGCAGUCCAGGCCCAGUCUCUUCCUCACGAAAAAAAAGACAAAUAAAGAGGAAAGCAGAUCAUGAAGGCAGUCCAGGCCCAGUCUCUUCCUCACGAAAAAAAAGACAAAUAAAGAGGAAAGCAGAUCAUGAAGAAUGCCCCAUGCAUAAAGAAUCAACCAGUUUCCCUUACAAAAAAAUUUUGAGGAAAAGAAUCAGGGAGGGUCAUGCGGAGGUGUUGGUGCAGUGGCAUCCUUGCUCUGGAUGUGGGAAAAAAUGGAAAAAUUCCUGGGAGCCAAGAGAAAAUUUUCAAAGUCCAUCCUGAAGAUGUGUGUGUGUGUGUGUGUGUGUGUGUGUGUGUGUGUGUGUGUGUGUGUGUGUGUGUGUGUGUGUGUG